AUGUCUCGCACCGACACUGACACGGUCGUCCUCCGCUCGUUCGAAGACGCGAUGAACACGCUCGCCAAGGAGACCCACCGCGCACUGCUCGAGGCCUCCGCCAGCGCCGCGAACCUCGAGCGGCUCCAGGAGCACCUGCUCACCAUCCACGAGAUCUGCGCGCGGGAGGGCGUCGCGCUGAGCGAGGCGCACGCGGAGCUGCUCUCCGAGCUGUGGACGGUCCUCGGCGGGAACCGCAGCGCGCGCCGCAAGAGCACGAUGCACCUCACGCUCCUGAAGGAGAUUGGCCGCUACCGCAAGGAGGCCCUCGCGCAUGUGAUCGUUACGCGCGACGCGCUCCAGGCGGUCGCGGCGGACGUGGAGGAGCUCAGGGAGCGCGCGGCCGCGCCUGCGAUCGUGGGCGAGCGCGUGCCCGCGCAGGUGUUGAUACAAAGCAUUGGCAACGGAAUUGAGAGAUUGAAGGAGGGGCGCCAGAGGGCGAGCGAGAGACAGCAGGCGUUAAUGGACAGGCUGCUGGCGUCGCCGGGCGAUGUGUUGGGGAUUGAAGUUGAUUGA
This is a messenger RNA of Fomitopsis serialis, 555 nucleotides long. RefSeq lists its product as uncharacterized. The record is from RefSeq and is a predicted model, not a curated record. The coding region runs from base 1 to 555 and encodes 184 amino acids. NCBI's taxonomy places the organism in Eukaryota, Fungi, Basidiomycota, Agaricomycetes, Polyporales, Fomitopsidaceae. The transcript has a single exon.